This is a messenger RNA of Saccostrea cuccullata (small rock oyster), 3993 nucleotides long. RefSeq names its product F-box/LRR-repeat protein 2-like. Lineage: Eukaryota; Metazoa; Mollusca; Bivalvia; Ostreida; Ostreidae. Gene Ontology annotation, cellular component: cytoplasm. Gene Ontology annotation, molecular function: protein binding. Bases 102 to 1421 code for a protein of 439 amino acids. The transcript has 16 exons. The record is from RefSeq and is a predicted model, not a curated record.
UUUUAUUGGUCUUUUCUCUAAAUGAUAGAUGGAGCUCAGAAAAAGGUAGAUAUUUUUCCUGAAAGAAUUUGGGGAUUUGGAGAGCCUGAUAUGCUGUCGCCAUGAACAACCAGAACGGCUUCGUUCAUCACCAUCACAAAACCAAGUCGGAGGUCUCAGUGAGUGAAGAUGACAGUAUUAUCAAUAAGAAACUACCUAAGGAGUUACUACUGAGGAUCUUCUCUUUCCUUGAUGUGGUGUCACUGUGUCGAUGUGCCCAGGUAUCCAAGUAUUGGAACGUGCUAGCUUUAGAUGGGAGCAACUGGCAGAGAGUUGAUCUAUUUGAAUUCCAGCGCGAUAUUGUCGGUCCAGUUGUUGAAAACAUUUCCAAGAGAUGUGGUGGAUUUUUAAAGUCAUUAAGUUUACGUGGUUGUCAGAGUAUUACAGAUGCUGCACUCAAAACAUUUGCACAAUCUUGUCGUAACAUAGAAGAGCUGAACCUGAACAAUUGUAAAGAAAUCACAGACACGACUUGUGAGAGUUUAGGUCACCAUGGACACAAGCUUGUCUCCCUAGAUAUCAGUUCCUGUCCACAGAUUACAAACCAGUCCCUCAAAGCCUUAGGUGAUGGUUGCCAUAGUCUGCGGGUCUUGAAUUUAUCUUGGUGCACAAAGAUCACAAAUGAUGGCAUUGAGGCCCUUGCAAAGGGUUGCCAUAAUCUCCACACAUACAUAGGAAAGGGGCUCUCACAGGUCACUGAUGCAGGAAUUGGACAUUUAGCCAAACAUUGUCAAAACCUCCAGAAGUUAGAUCUACAGGGAAGUAAUAAUAUUACAGAUGAGGCCCUCCACAGGGUUGGUCAGCAUUGUAACCAGUUGUUAUUUAUCUGUAUAUCUAACUGUGCACGGCUCACUGAUGCUUCACUUGUGUCUCUUGGUCAUGGAUGUCCAAAUAUCAGAACCCUUGAGGCUGCCUGUUGUUCACAUUUUACAGACAGUGGAUUUCAAGCCUUAGCAAGGAACUGUAACAAACUGGAAAAGAUGGAUCUAGAGGAAUGUAUACAAAUAACAGAUGCUACAUUAAAUUACUUGGCCAACUUUUGUCCCAAUAUUAGUGCACUAACCUUAUCUCACUGUGAGCUGAUCACAGAUGAAGGAAUUCGUCAUAUAGGAUCAGGUGCUUGUGCUACUGAACAGUUACGUAUUCUAGAACUGGACAAUUGUCCGUUAAUCACUGACGCAUCACUGGAACAUUUAACGGGAUGCCAGAGUCUCGAGAGGAUAGAACUGUAUGACUGUCAGCUCAUCACGAAAGCUGCGAUCCGUAGACUCCGAACAAGACUACCCAACAUCAAAGUUCAUGCAUAUUUUGCCCCUGUGACCCCGCCUCCAGCAGUGGGUAACGGUAGACAACGUUAUUGUAAAUGUUGUGUCAUUCUUUGAUAAAGGAUGUGUGAUGCGGGAACAACUUGCAAUGUGUUGUUGUGUCCAACAUGGCACGAAGAUGAAGCAUUGUUUUGUGUGAUAUCCAUGUGACAAACAGCUUUCCUUCUUCUCUCUAUCCAUGCUGUGGAACAGUAUUGGCAGAGGAUGGAAAGAAAAGUUCCCAAUAGAAGUGGCCAUUUUAUUUUCACAAAGCACACAAGGAAAAUUUUGUUUUUAAUGGAGAGAUCAGUAAACAUUUCACUGAUAUUUUCACUCCACAAAACAAGUGUUUUAGAGGAAUUUUAAUGCACACGUAUUUUAAAUUGUAUUAGGUGAGCAGAGUAUCACUCUGGUACAUGAGUAGGUCUAUCCCCCCACUCUCUCUCUCUCUCUCGUUACCAUAAUUCAUAUGAAAAUUUUGUUGUUAAUCAAAAUUUAUCAUAAAAAAUCUAUACAACACUGCUACAUAUUAAAUAGUGAUUGCAUUUUUUACCCUCCAUGAUUUUAUAUCAGUGAUACAUACAUGUGCAAUUUGCUGAAAAAAACAUUAUUCUGAAUCAUUUCUAUAAACUUGGCCCUCUGUGUUAAAACUUGCAUCAUCUAUUUACAAUUUUACCUGAUAAACAGUGGAGGCAUUUACUUGUGAAGUUAGUUCCUCUUACAUUGUUUAAGACUGUAUUACACUGAUACUUAAGUUACAUGUGUGUUAAUUAGUUAGUUUUGUGUUGAUUGUUUAUUUAUUACAUUAUGCUGAAUGUAAGAAGAGAUUAUUUGUUUUAUGGUUAUAAGUGUGGCAAUUCCAUAUGGUAUGAUAAUUAAUUUUUCAUAUGACUCUGCACAUUUCUUUACAUGUGUAACCAACUUGUUUUGCACAGUAGUAUUUUUUUUUUGAAUGGAUUGCAUUAUGUCCUGAAACAAUGGGGAAUGUUGAUCCAAGAUUUUUUCUGACAAGGAUUUUUCCUUCUGUUAAUUAUUACCAUAUUAAGUUCAAUGGUGUGUUUGAUGUGCGUCAACAACUUGCUCCUAAUGAUCAUGCCUUAAUUCAUGUAGUCAACAUUUGAUUCAAAGGAUUCCAUUAUUAAUUAUGACCCAUGGUUGGAAACUUUGUUUUUGCUGUCUCUGUUUGUUAGUUCUAAUGUCCUUAGUUUUUGAAAUUGGUUCUCCCUUGCAGGAACUAACUACAGUCAAAUCUUAUCGUUUAGAACUCCAUGCAGUGAAGAAAUAUCUAAAGAUAUGAGAUAUCAAAGUUUGAUAUUGAUGAAAGAAAAUUGAAAGGCAGUGGAGACUUUCAAAUCACUUGGAUAUAUAUUCGGCAUGUAUCUAUGAUAUUCAUGGGAAUGAUGUUCAAACUAUCAAUGCUCAACUGUAUUUUUUUAGAAACAGAUAAUCAGAUACAUUUUGUCAAGGUUUAAGCCUCAGAGCAAGUCAACAAAGAUUUUAGCAACAGUCAUAGAAAGAAUCCAGGUAUGAUGGUAUUCAUAUUUGGCAAACAGACCUUGAAUUGUUUUUAAUUGAAUUACUUCUGAAUCAUUUCUUGUACCAUUUAUUGCCUUUUUGAGUCGAGACUUCUAAAUGCAUGCAUCAGUUAUAUUCACCAGCACAUUUCAUUCAUUGCAAAUUGAUUGAACUCAACAUAAGAUUUAUUUGAUUACUUGUUGUUAUUAAUUAUUCAAAUCCAGUUUGCUGCCCAACAACAGGAAAACAAAACUUGGUAAAUUCAUACUUGGAUAAAUGUAAACACACACACAAUAAAUGGCAAAUUCAUUAAAAUGCAUGGCUUAAAACUCAGAAAAAGCUAGAUCAUGGUAUAUGGGAACAAUAUACUCUGAUGCAGAGGUUAACAAUCAACCAUCAAUGGCUGCAACAUUCAGCAAGACUUGACUCUAUCUCAUCUACAUGUAAACCAAUAAAGGGUCACAUAUAUAUUCUACAUGGUUAAUGCUUUCCAAGGUAACAGAGCAUGUGCUGAUGUUAUGGGUUUUUGUGGUAGAAUCUCAUUUACAGUUUUCAAUCUAUGGUUUGUACUUCAUUUGCAAAAUGGUAUUGAUGUUUAUUUUAGCUGUAUUAUUUUAAAGUUCCAGAAUAUGUAUGACCACAGUUUAAAUUGUGAGGAAAAAGACUUGAAUGAGUAAUUUAAUAAAAUGUCAGGAAUGAUUGGAAUUUUGAAUGGAAGAAUCUAUGUGACAAAAGAUUAGUUGUAAGCUUAUACAUAUUAUAAGAGCUUUCAUAAUGUAUAAUCCAUCUGAAUCAAGAUUUACAUCAGUGUAAUGUAUUGUAAAACAAUAACACGCCUUCAAAUAGGCCUAGAAAACGUGUCCAAUAAAGAAAGCUAGUAUUUGUGAUUUGAAAUUAAGUUGAUUUCAUUUUCAUCAUAUAUUUUAACUAGCUUGUUGCUUAUUUACACAUUUUACAUAGAUGUCAUCUGAUCUUAUUUAGUUUAAGCAGAGUGAUGGCCGCCUAGGAUAUGACGUGUCGUUGUCUUGGUAACAAAUGGUUGCCACAACAGCUGUGAUAUUGUAAUAUUACAAUUGAAUUAAUAUUAUGUAUAUGUGCAAUUUAAUGUCUGUCGAUAAUAAAAUGUUUAUUAUCA